Messenger RNA from Drosophila ananassae, 769 nucleotides. RefSeq names its product ADP-ribosylation factor-like protein 3. The transcript is spliced from 4 exons. Gene Ontology annotation, molecular function: GTPase activity; GTP binding. The record is from RefSeq and is a predicted model, not a curated record. Gene Ontology annotation, cellular component: microtubule cytoskeleton; cytoplasm. Gene Ontology annotation, biological process: cilium assembly. The coding region runs from base 137 to 676 and encodes 179 amino acids. Lineage: Eukaryota; Metazoa; Arthropoda; Insecta; Diptera; Drosophilidae.
CUUUCGACUUACCUGAGUUUACCUGACCUCUUCACCAAAAGACGCCUCUCCAGGUUAUCCACUGAAUUGUGGUGCAGUGCCGAUUGUAAAAAUCUUGCGGGUGCCAGUGUUUCCGUAAUUAAGUGGACUAUAUAGGAUGGGUCUCCUUUCGCUGCUGCGUAAGCUGCGACCUAACCCUGAGAAGGAGGCUCGCAUCCUGCUCCUCGGACUGGACAACGCUGGCAAGACGACAAUCCUGAAGCAACUGGCUUCGGAGGACAUAACCACGGUAACGCCCACGGCGGGAUUUAACAUCAAGUCCGUGGCAGCCGAUGGAUUCAAGCUGAAUGUUUGGGACAUUGGGGGUCAGUGGAAGAUCCGGCCGUAUUGGAAAAACUAUUUUGCCAAUACAGAUGUUUUGAUCUAUGUAAUUGAUUGUACUGACCGGACUCGACUUCCGGAGGCGGGCAGCGAAUUAUUUGAGAUGUUGAUGGACAACCGACUGAAGCAGGUCCCUGUGCUGAUUUUCGCCAACAAGCAGGACAUGCCCGACGCCAUGAGUGCCUCCGAGGUGGCUGAGAAGAUGAGUCUGGUUCAGCUGCAAGGACGUACUUGGGAGAUCAAAGCCUGCACUGCCACUGAUGGCACCGGUCUCAAGGAGGGCAUGGACUGGGUCUGCAAAAACAUGAAGAAGUAAUCUUAAUCCUCGCCUGUUGAAUUGUGUUUUGUAGCUCCUAAGUGUAGCUCUUAAGAUCGAAAUCAUAAAUAUACGUAAAUUAACUUCUUAUAA